Molecule: messenger RNA, 492 nt
Organism: Engraulis encrasicolus (European anchovy)
Lineage: Eukaryota; Metazoa; Chordata; Actinopteri; Clupeiformes; Engraulidae
Product: gastrin/cholecystokinin-like peptide
Exons: 3
Coding region: 89-436 (115 amino acids)
Biological process (GO): digestion
Cellular component (GO): axon; extracellular region
Molecular function (GO): neuropeptide hormone activity
Source: RefSeq, a predicted model, not a curated record
UAUAGGAGGUCUGUGUUUCUUUACACCACAAAUGGUUGCCAUAACCUGACUCCAAGGCAGAGCUACAUUCAUCAGCCGAGAGUCAGAGAUGGCACUUCAUCAUAUCGCUGUGAUGGUACUCGUUGCACUACUGGCUGCCUCAUGCCUGGCCUCCCCGUUGUCUCAGGCUGAUGGGGCUACGGGAAAAGGAGCCCACGUAGCGGAGAUCCGGGCCAAGAGGGACAUCGCCCGCAAAGCGUUAGCACGGCGAGAGAACUCUGUCCAGACGCUGGACAACACCCGUGUGGAGCGGAUGCUCCCUCUGCCCGACGACCAGCGGGAGUACAUGAAUAGGCAAAUCAUGCAGGCCCUGGCAGAGAUCAUCAGCCAAAACGAGUGCUUCUCAGACAGAGACUACAAAGGCUGGGUGGACUUUGGGAAAAGAAGUGUGGAGUAACUUGUCAGCUGUGUUUUGGCGUACAGUGUUGAAUGUAAUGUAACUUCGAAUGUAAC